AUGUCAGAGCACAACGAAGACACCCAAGCAAUUGAGGAGCUGCCGAAAACAAAUGAAGAGCCCGGGGGCAGUGGAGGCAACGUGGAGCAGACACAACAGACUGAUCAGACACAACAGACUGACCCCGUCAGCGGCGAUGGCGAAACCACCAACGAAAAUAGCCCAAAAGAAGGCGACCCUCCGGCGAACAAAGGGAGUGACCGUUGGGCUCAAAUACAGAUGUUCAAAUAUGACAAAAAGGGGCUUGGGGAUAGAACCGAAUUGAUCCGCCAGAGACUUGCUCGGCUACAAGGAGAGAAGGAGGACUGGGCGCGGAAGGAAAAGAAGUGGGAGGAGGAAAGAAAAGAGUGGGAGACGGAGAGGCAGCUGUACGAAGAUCACAUUCUAGAUCUUCAGAAGACGAUUAACGACGCCAGCGAAUAUCUCACUAGCAUCAGCGAGGACCUCGUCGUCAAGUUGAAGGUCUAG
Messenger RNA from Penicillium mononematosum, 468 nucleotides. RefSeq lists its product as uncharacterized. Bases 1 to 468 code for a protein of 155 amino acids. The transcript is spliced from 3 exons. Lineage: Eukaryota; Fungi; Ascomycota; Eurotiomycetes; Eurotiales; Aspergillaceae. The record is from RefSeq and is a predicted model, not a curated record.